GGGUUUCUUAAAAAAUAAAUUGUUACAUUUUAACGACCAAUUUUCCUCCAAUUAAUAUUUACGAGUGUUAAAAAUGUCGACACAUUUGUCACUAGCCUAGUCACUAGCGAGGAAAAUGCUGAUUAAAAUAGUUUUCACCUUUUUAGUAACAAUUCACGGAUCUUUGGGUAGUGGAGAUGGUUUAUCAUCAUUUCAACUACUUGCGCGACUAUCAUUCCCUACAGUUGAAACUAAACCAUACAACAUGCCGAGUACGAAGGAGAUAGAUCCCAAACGGAGUUAUGCAGACGAAAAGUUCGAGAAACUUAUGGAAUACACAAGUUACAUGAACGCAAGAAUAAAAGAACCGCAUAACCCGACAGAACGAAGCGAAAUCUUGGAGACGUCGCAAAAGAAGCUGUUCGCAUUCAUAGACACUCACAUAAAAGAUUUAAAACGGUUGCUCUUCGAAACCGACAUGGCACUUAUGUCGAUGGUGCUAUUGAAAUUAAAUAAGAAAAUGGAUACUUCCGAGGCGAAAAUAAAAUCGACGCAGGCGAAGAUACCUUUCGGAUUAUACACGAGCCCAGAGUUCAAAUGUCUGGGAACGUCGUACUACAUCGCGUCGCCGCACAACCAAGAAGACGUCCAGAUGAUUCUGUCUAGUGAGAGGAAACCGCAUUGUUACACGUUUAGAGGAGCGUUCGCUUUUAGCGGGUUUUACCACAGACACUCUGAGACCACCUACGUGGGCCCUCACGCAGAACAAUUUCAGGCCAAAGACCCAAGUCAAGGUCUAUAUUGCCAUUCAGACGAUAACUGGAGCGACGCACAAUGCAUUUAUAAAAUAAAUCCAAGAGAAGAGUUUCCAGAAUCGGUGGAAUACGAGCCAAAAGUUUCGUACUGGUGCGGUCCGUACCGGUAUUUCAUACCGGCGACAACCGAUAUACGAUGCAUAUUCUCGAUUUUCUCAAUGAACUUCAUUCUACGGUUCGGAUACGACGGGGUCACUUACAAAAGUUCGGAUUUGUCUUUCAUGUACCAGAACGGGCAGGUGUUCUACACGGACGAGCCUUGGGCGGGCAUGUCUUGCUGGAAUUGGGCGUGCAAAUGGCGACACAAUCAGAACCAACGAUCCAACGAGUUUUUUGUCAACUAAUUAAUAUUAUUAAAUAAACAAACUAAUAUUGUUCCCUUUAGUUUGGUAUUAAAUAUAUUUUAUAUCA
Molecule: messenger RNA, 1205 nt
Organism: Maniola jurtina (meadow brown)
Lineage: Eukaryota; Metazoa; Arthropoda; Insecta; Lepidoptera; Nymphalidae
Exons: 9
Coding region: 116-1138 (340 amino acids)
Source: RefSeq, a predicted model, not a curated record